This is a messenger RNA of Sciurus carolinensis (gray squirrel), 1084 nucleotides long. RefSeq names its product solute carrier family 10 member 5 (gene Slc10a5). NCBI's taxonomy places the organism in Eukaryota, Metazoa, Chordata, Mammalia, Rodentia, Sciuridae. The coding region runs from base 161 to 517 and encodes 118 amino acids. The transcript has 2 exons. The record is from RefSeq and is a predicted model, not a curated record.
AUUAAUUUGAAAAGUACAGCAGUCCCUCCCACUGAACUUUGAUCAGGCAAAAACAACUUACCUAACUGCACAUUAUACUGCCUCUGAACACCAGUGGGAAAGAAUGUUCUUUCAUUUUUAAAAAGCAAUUUGCUGUAUGUGAUUUAUUCAAGCUUUCAAAAUGAUUGGAAACAAUUUUAUGAUCCUACUUUUGUUGUUUGUGACUCUGGGAGAAGCAAGGAAGUCAUUUCUCAGUUUUCAGAACACAGAAAAGACUGAAAUACUAUUUUUCACAAAGAUGGAAGAAGUGGUUAUUGUAAGGUCAAGCUACAAAGAUAAACGUCCUAACUCCAGCUACCUCUUUGUGCAAUUAGAAGAUCCUAAAAUACUGCAUGUGGUGAAUGUGACCAAGACCUCCUCGGAUGCUACCAACUUUACCAUAAACCUAAGGACAGAUGAAGAUGGCGAGACCAAUUUGACUAUUCAGCUCUGGGACUCUGAAGAAUUUUCCUCCUGUCAUGUACUGAGGUCUCUGUGAACUACAUUCAUAGUACCCAAUAAAGAUCUUUUUGGCUGUGUGGAACCAGUUUGUAACAAGCCACAAAGGAAUCUGAAUGCUAGACUCCCUAUGCCCCCGCACAUUCAUCACUUCACUUUCAGAAGGCAUUUGGAAGCAGAAUGGCCUCUUUAGACAGAUAAAACUGAGUUACCGGAGAUCAACUUAACUGUGAAGUAGCAGCUGAGGCCUCUAGAAUAAAACUGAACUUCUGCUCAUCUGAUGUAGGAAGCAAGAAAUGGUUUUAAUUUGAAGGAGUAAGAUAUUGAUCCUUCAUCUUACUUCAACUUGCUUAUUCUGAUUUUAGCUGCUUUGCCAAAUCAAUGGAACCAUGUUUGCUUAAAAAGGUUUAAAGAUGACUCUGAUGAUAUUUCUGCACAUGCCUGGAAAAUUUUAUUUAGUUACAAAUCAACACUUGUCACAUAUAUUAGGCAAGAUUUUAAUUUAAACUUAACAAUGAAGAAUCAAUUUUUUUUCUAGUUUCUGAAGAAUUUUUUAAAAUCAAGAAGCCAAAAAUAUCAUUUCAUAUACCAAUAGAGGUAUCCAAAU